AUGCCUGCCUCUGUUGAAUACCUCACAACCCCAUCAGAGCCCUUCGGAUCCAACUCGGAUCCUCUUGUGGCCAUGACUUCGUAUGCCAAAAUGAUGCACAUGCAUACUCAACAGCAAAUGGAAGCCGCGACGCGAUCAGCUCGACGACGAAGUUCUCCAACACACGGCGUUGAUGCUCACGCCCAGAAUGGUCUCUCAAAGCAAAGUACACAUAGCAGCAACUCGUCGCGAUCGUCGUUUUAG
Messenger RNA from Exophiala spinifera, 243 nucleotides. RefSeq lists its product as uncharacterized. The transcript has a single exon. The coding region runs from base 1 to 243 and encodes 80 amino acids. Lineage: Eukaryota; Fungi; Ascomycota; Eurotiomycetes; Chaetothyriales; Herpotrichiellaceae. The record is from RefSeq and is a predicted model, not a curated record.